Messenger RNA from Diorhabda carinulata, 2462 nucleotides. Its product is annotated as cAMP and cAMP-inhibited cGMP 3',5'-cyclic phosphodiesterase 10A-like. Gene Ontology annotation, molecular function: 3',5'-cGMP-stimulated cyclic-nucleotide phosphodiesterase activity; protein binding. NCBI's taxonomy places the organism in Eukaryota, Metazoa, Arthropoda, Insecta, Coleoptera, Chrysomelidae. Gene Ontology annotation, biological process: negative regulation of receptor guanylyl cyclase signaling pathway; signal transduction. The record is from RefSeq and is a predicted model, not a curated record. The transcript is spliced from 11 exons. Bases 79 to 2364 code for a protein of 761 amino acids.
GCCCUAUAUUGCUGCCAAAUAUCUGUCAAAAUAAUUUUAUAUAAUCGACUCUAAUUAGAAAUCGUGAAAAAUACGACGAUGCAAUCGGAACGUAGACGAAGAACCAAAGUUCUUAGCGGCAAUCAAAUUUAUAAUUCGAUGGUAAUCGAUACAACAGAUAAAGCAACAAGAAGAGUAAUAGCUCCUUACGUGAAAAUCAUUCGGAAAACCGAAAAGACGCCGGAAAAAGAACAAGAACACGAAAAAUUCAAUUUCUACAUUCAAAAUAAACCGAGCGUAUUAUUACACGACUUAACCUCGUUUUUAUCCGACAGCGUAGAUUUGGUUUUAUUAUUACACGAAACUGCCGAUAUUCUAAAGACCACCACAAGAGCGGCAGGUGUAACUGUCUACAUGGUAGACUCGGCUUCGGAAGAAAUUUACCAAAGCCAGAGGAAUUUCCAAGGGGAAAGACAUAAGGUAAAUUGGAAAAUACAAAAGGGUAGUAUCGUAGCGGCUUUCGUGGCGUAUAAAAGAGAAUAUUUAAUGGUUGAUGAUAUCUUAGGUGAUGAUAGAUUCCCCGCCGGAGUGGGAUAUCAAGGCGACUUCGUGAAAUCGGUUCUUUGCGUCCCUAUAGUGACACCAGAUGGUGACUGCUCCGCCGUAAUCGAAUUAUACAGAGAAAUCACUCAAUUGCCGUUCAAUAAAGACGAUCUGAAAAUUUCUAUCGUAGUUACCGGUUGGGUGGGGGCAGCUAUUCACCAAAAUCAUCUUAGAUUGACGUUACAAAGGCAACAGGAACUCAACGAUUAUCUGCUGGAUUUAACUAAGUGUUAUUUUGCCGAAACCGUAGCCAUUGAAAAGAUGAUAACUGAAAUUGUGAAAUUUGCAAAAGCUACUUUAGGCGCCGAACGUGGUACGUUUUUUAUCAUAGACGAAGAAACCGAAGAUCUUGUGGCGGAAGUUUUCGAAGAAGGUGUAGAUAUCGGUGAAGUUACCAUGCACAAAAAAAACGUCAAAGUACGUUUAGCCAAAGAUAGGAGUAUAGCGGGAUUAGUUGCUCGUACCGGAGCGACUGUUAACAUCAGAGACGCCUACAACGAUCCGAGAUUCUUUACCGACGUCGAAGAAAAAACCGGGUUCAUAACCAGAUCGAUAUUGUGCAUGCCGAUCGUCAGCGUCGAUAAUAUUUUAGGAGUGGUACAAGUGGUUAAUAAAAUAAACGGUGUUUGUUUUACCCCAUCCGAUGAAAAUUUAUUUAAAACUUUUUCGGUGUAUUGCGCUUUGGCAUUACAUUAUACCAGGCUUCAUCAAAAAAUGUUUAAAACGGAUAAAAUCAACUUAUCAAAUUUGAAAUUAUUAAAAACUCAAUUGAAGCCCUGCGUUCACGAUAUGGAUUCUUUCCUCCAGAAAACUACAGUCGAGGUUCCAUACAAUUUCGCCGAGUUCCGUUGGUACGUAUCUCCCGAAGAUAUUCCCGAUAUGCCGCAAUUGGUGCUUUACAUGAUCACCGAAGUGGUAGGUAGAGAUGAAAUACACCAAAAGAACAUGAUAGAAUUUAUUUUGUCGGUAAAAAAAUGUUAUAGACACAAUCCAUAUCACAAUUUCGAGCACGCUUUUAACGUAACUCAUUGUAUAUUUAUCAUCAUAUCAAGGAAUUUAGAAAUUUUUAAACCAAUAGAGGUUAAAUCUCUUUUGAUAGCUGCGCUUUGUCACGAUUUAGACCACGGCGGCUUUACUAAUAAUUUUCUUCAAUUAACUGAUGAUACGCUGUCGCAAUUAUAUGAUGAAUCUAUUUUAGAACAUUACCAUUAUCGAGUAGCAAUGACGAUAUUGAAGGGUUUGCGGAUCUACAAUAAUAUCUCCAAAGCAGAUUUCAAUUGCAUAUCGAAAGAACUUAAGGAAGCUAUUUUAGCCACAGAUUUAGCCAGUUAUUUUAAAUUCCGCGUCAAACUGCUGCAAUUAGUCAACGAUAACGUGUUUGAUUUUUCAAAUUCUCGACAUCGAACUUUGAUGAAGGCCAUUAUGAUGACCAGUUCGGAUUUAUCAGGCAAUUGCAAACCGUUCUUAGUAUCCAAGACUAUUUGCGACAAUAUUUAUAAGGAGUUUUAUAAUCAAGGAGACUUGGAGAAAAAGAUGGGAUUGACACCGUUGUCUUUAAUGGACAGGGAGAAAUCUCAAAUGGUUCCAGAAGAUCAAGUGCAGUUUCUAACAGUUAUUGUUUUGCCUUGUAUGGAUCUUUUGCAGAGAAUAUUUCCAAAUACUAGGGAACUUCAUAUGGAAGCUAGUAUUUUAAAGAAAACGUGGCAGGAAAUUAUCGCUUUGAAAGGACAGAAAAGUUGGAGACAAGACGAUUCCGUAGUAGAUCAAACUGAAUGCAUGUAAACAAUUUUAUUUUGAGUAAAUACAACUGAGAAGAGAUUAACUAUACAUAUAAUAUUUAUAUUCUAUAUUUUAUACAAAAAAAAAAAAAUUAAAGCGUG